UUUGCACACGGGUGGAGUGCAGCCGCGACGGGGCGGGCGAACUCUCGGGCGCUUAGAGCCGGCCUCAGGUCCUCGGCGCCUGGCGCUAGCACCUCCAUCCCUACUUCCACCCCGACCCGGCCCCCUACCCCGACCCGGCCUGGCCCGGCCCCCGCCCCCGCCCCCCGGGCCGAUGGACUACUCCUACCUCAAUUCGUACGACUCGUGCGUGGCGGCCAUGGAAGCGUCCGCCUACGGCGACUUCGGCGCCUGCAGCCAGCCUGGCGGCUUCCAAUACAGCCCCCUGCGGCCCGCCUUCCCCGCGGCAGGGCCGCCCUGCCCCGCGCUCGGCUCCUCCAACUGCGCGCUUGGCGCCCUACGCGACCACCAGCCCGCGCCCUACUCGGCAGUGCCCUACAAGUUCUUCCCGGAGCCAUCUGGCCUGCACGAGAAGCGCAAGCAGCGGCGCAUCCGCACCACCUUCACGAGUGCUCAGCUCAAGGAGCUGGAGCGGGUCUUUGCGGAGACUCACUACCCCGAUAUUUACACGCGGGAGGAGCUGGCGCUCAAGAUCGACCUCACUGAGGCUCGUGUCCAGGUCUGGUUCCAGAACCGCCGGGCCAAGUUCCGCAAACAGGAGCGAGCGGCCAGUGCCAAGGGCGCGGCGGGGGCAGUGGGCGCCAAAAAGGGCGAGGCGCGCUGCUCAUCAGAGGACGACGACUCCAAGGAGUCCACGUGCAGCCCCACGCCUGACAGCACCGCGUCGCUGCCGCCGCCACCAGCGCCGGGCCUGGCCAGCCCGCGCCUGAGCCCUAGCCCGCUUCCCGCAGCUCUGGGUUCCGGCCCUGGCCCCGGCCCCGGCCCCCAACCACUCAAGGGCGCGCUGUGGGCUGGCGUGGCGGGGGGCGGGGGCGGCGGGCCCGGCGCGGGCGCAGCGGAACUACUUAAGGCCUGGCAGCCGGCGGAGCCGGGGCCUGGACCCUUCUCUGGGGUUCUGUCGUCCUUUCACCGGAAGCCUGGCCCCGCCCUGAAAACCAAUCUCUUCUAGCCGCCGGCCUCUGGAGGCUUCAAAGCCAGGCCCCAGAGAUGUCCCUGCCCCACCAGGACCUGAAGGAGUCCCUCCCCAUCCCGGCUACCGGCCUGGAAGUCCCGUCCGUUCCCACCGUGACCCCUAGGUGUGUCCUCCCCAGCUUUGAAGACCAAGUCAGGGCUACUCUCAUCCUUACCCACUCCCACCCAGCAGAGUGGAUACUCUUCACUAAACCCCGUCCAGGAAAGCCCAGGCUUUCCUAGCCUGGCUUUCU
This is a messenger RNA of Otolemur garnettii (small-eared galago), 1283 nucleotides long. It is a transcript of the gene PHOX2A, whose product is annotated as paired like homeobox 2a. Gene Ontology annotation, biological process: regulation of transcription by RNA polymerase II. Gene Ontology annotation, molecular function: RNA polymerase II transcription regulatory region sequence-specific DNA binding; DNA-binding transcription factor activity, RNA polymerase II-specific. The transcript is spliced from 3 exons. The record is from RefSeq and is a predicted model, not a curated record. The coding region runs from base 173 to 1027 and encodes 284 amino acids. Lineage: Eukaryota; Metazoa; Chordata; Mammalia; Primates; Galagidae.